GUCCAGUCAGUGGGGCGGCCGGCCAAACGGGGCAAGCAAGGAAGCGCCCGCCCCGCGCGUUGGCACAAGGCGCGCGCGUCAUAGCCGCGGACGGUGGCGCGCCUAGUGCCACGCAUGCCGCCGUGCCCAACGUCGAGGGAGCGCACUCGCGUCCUGUUUGCGGGGGAUUUGAAUGCGCUGCGGUGUGAUAUCGAAGGCGCCGCCAUGACCAAGGCCGAUUUUGAAGGCAACCCAACCCUAUUCCCUCGGUUGUGGUCCUUCGGCGCGCGGCGGGCACUUAGGUCAAUGUGGCCCCGGGCGGUGUUCCUCUUCAUUGCGCAGGGCGCGGGCAAGCCCUUGGGGAGGCGGUGGCGAAUUCUUUACCGAAGCGCGCCCCAGUGGAGUGAGAGUGUGUCAACGCGACCGAGUGCCGUCGCGGUCAGCGACGCCCCCGCCCGGUAUGCAUGAGCGCCGAGGAGCGCGGCCCCGGCGGGCCGGCCCGCCGGCCCUAUCUAUCAGACAGGCACGGGGCCUUUCUUUGGGCCUCCGCGCCGAUCGCUCGCCCGGCCGGCCGCGACGUGCCCGGCCAGGGACCCGCCCUUGCCUGUGUUUUCUCUCAGACAGGCAAGCGUGGCCCGGCCCUUCUUCCUCCAGCCCCCCCCGGCACUGCGCUCGGCUAGGGCAGCCAGGACCGCAGGCACCCCCGGCGCAGCACGCCCGGGUCGCGCCCGGCCAAUUCCCGGGAAGUUGCUCCAACCCCCCCCUUUCACCAAAGGGGCGCCAGCAUGCAUGCAGCCCCUCGGCGCCGGGCGGCCGGAUCCCGGCGGCUUUUUCGGCCCGGGGGCGACGCGAGAAUCCUUCGUGGAAGUCUGAGUCGUGCCGCCCGCCCGGGCGCACCCACCCGCGUCAGGCAG
Amoebophrya sp. A120 is the source of this 893-nucleotide messenger RNA. The record is from the annotation of a GenBank genome assembly. Lineage: Eukaryota; Dinophyceae; Syndiniales; Amoebophryaceae.